This is a messenger RNA of Paramisgurnus dabryanus, 3922 nucleotides long. RefSeq lists its product as uncharacterized. The record is from RefSeq and is a predicted model, not a curated record. Lineage: Eukaryota; Metazoa; Chordata; Actinopteri; Cypriniformes; Cobitidae.
UGAUUCUACCUAUAAAAGUAAUUUUGUAGCUGAAAUCUACUUAAAGCAAGUUUAUGUAACGUAGAACAAGGGAAUGCUGUUUAAACUUAAUAGGGUACAUUCAACCAACAUACAAUUUCAAUUUCUAGAGCUUGGGAUGGACACAUUUAACACAGCCCAAGACAUAGAGGGCGGUAUAGAGUUGUGUCAUCUACAAGACAACUUCUCUUAAGGACAGAAAAUAAAAAGAACACCUGAGGACAUUUGAAAUGAGAAGCAGCUGGAAGUGGUGUUUGUCGUUUGGUGCAACUCAUUUAGCCAGCUUAAAAGACAUUAAUGUGGACAUGCAAAGAUUGUGAUGCAUCUUUUCAAAGAAGAUCUGUUCUCCUUAAACACUACAGACUGGACCAUAAGCACCAUGGAAGAGGUCAUUUGUAUCCAUGCACAUAUGUGAACUGCCCCUGCCGCUUUAAAACUUGGAAUGCUUUAAUAAGCCAUUUAUCAAGAGGCCAUCCAUCUAAGCAACAACAUCAAGCUGUUGCAACUGUUAUAUACACAUGUCAUGUUUGUGGCUGCAAUCAGCUUUCAUCAGACAAAGAAUACUUUCAACACAUUAGUGUGCAUCUUAAAAACUAUGAGACAAUCAAUUGUAUGUUUUUAGGUUGCUCUUAUGAAACCAACAUUUAUAACAAUUUUAAAACCCACAAAUACAGAAAACACAGACAUUUCCGAUUGGAAGACUUCAAGCCUGGAGUUGUUGAACAAAGGCCAAUUUCAGGCUUGCCAUUAGAAAGUGCUAAUACAUCAGAAUUUGAGGAAUCAACCAGUAAGGAAUGUACAAGUCCAGGCUUUGCCAAUGAAGACCAAGACCAGUUGAAUGACAUUGAAGUAAACCUAGCUUCACUUUUAUUAAAGCUAGAAAACAUAUAUCUUGUAUCUAGCUCAGCUAUUAAUGAUCUUCUCUGUGAGUUACGGUACUUAAUUGGCUCACUGAGUGUGCCAGCUACACUGAGAAUUGUUAGUCAGGUCUUUCAGCAUCACAGCUACCAGAUAGAGGAGAGUGUACUGCAGGAGUUGGCAUCAACACUUUGUAAGUCAAAUCCGAUUCAUUGUGCAAUUGCAGACAAUGGUCCACUGUCCACUUCAUGGAGACGAAAGGCUUACUAUAGGAGUCAUUUUAAUGUGGUUGAGCCAACUGAAUAUGUGUUAGACCCAAAGAAAAACAAAACAUUCCAGUAUGUACCAUUAUUGAAAUCUUUACAGCAGGUGUUAAAUUGUCAACCCAUCUUGGAUAAAGUGAUAAACUUUACAGAAGGAACAUCAGAACCACACACUGAAACACCAGUGUAUAAAUCAUAUCGUGAUGGACUACAUUUUAAAGAGAAUCCUUUACUUUCAGAAGCCUCAGUUAUUUCUUUGAUACUGUAUGUGGAUGAUUUUGAAAUCUGCAAUCCUCUUGGCACAUCAAAGAAAAAACACAAAGUUUGUGGAGUUUAUUGGGUUCUAGGAAGCUUACCCUCAUAUUGUCAGUCAUCUUUGUCAUCAAUUUAUUUGGCUGCUUUAAUCAAAUCUGAAGAUGUUAAGAGUUAUGGGUACGAGAAGGUGCUGCAGCCACUGAUAAAUGAUCUUGUAAACUUGGAGCAGCAUGGUGUUUUCAUUAGCAAGUUGGGCAGGGUUUUAAAAGGUACAGUUCAAUUUGUGGUUGCUGAUAAUCUUGCUGCACAUGGUAUUGGAGGAUUUGUUGAGAGCUUUUCUGGAACUCAUGUGUGCAGGUUUUGUACUGCUGAAAAGUCAGAAAUACAGUCACAAGAAGUUAGAAGCGGUACAUUUUGUUCCAGACCAAAAGAAAUUCAUGAAGAGCACCUUGAAACAAUCAGACAAAAGUCAUUGCCCAGUUACUGUGGUGUGAAGAAAAGUUGCAUUUUGUCAGAAAAACUGUCAUUUUUCAAUGUAACCUCUGGAUUUCCACCUGAUAUUGCCCAUGACCUAUUUGAAGGAAUUGUGCCAGUUGAAAUUGCCCUGUGCCUGUCUGUACUUAUCUCCAAGAAGUAUUUCACUUUGGAUGAUCUAAAUCAGUCAAUACACAACUUUCCUUUUAAGUGGACUGACAAAACAAAUCGCCCUCAUUCUAUCCCUCUCAACUUUGCAUCAAAAAAAACUGUGGGUGGAAAUGCUCAUGAAAAUUGGGCUUUGAUAAGAUUUUUGCCUCUGUUGAUUGGCAGUAAGGUUCCCCAUGAGGAACAAGCAUGGCAGAUCUUGACAGACUUGAAAGAUAUUGUAGACCUUGUUGUCACUCCAGUUCACACUGAAGAUUCUAUACCAUAUCUUGAUUUUAAGAUCUCAGAACACAGAGUGAGAUUUCAAGAGGUAUUUCCAGAUUCAACACUUCGGCCAAAGCACCAUUACUUGGAGCACUAUCCCCAACUUAUUCGUCAGUUUGGUCCACUGGUGGCAGUUUGGACGAUGCGUUUUGAAUCCAAACAUAGCUUCUUUAAGAGAGUUGUCAGACACACAAGCUGCUUUAAGAAUGUGCUCCAGUCAUUGUCAAUGAAACAUCAAUUUCAGAUAGCAUAUUAUUUGCAUGUGAGCUCUGUCCCCAAACCAUCUCUUGAAGUUACAGAUGUUUCUACACUACCACUUGAUGUUCUAAAUGAAAACAUUGCACAAGCACUGAAGCAAAAAUAUGUGCAUAUUGAGGAGGCAUGUUUGUCGAAAAAUGUAACAUACAAUGGCCUAAAUUACAAGACUGGAAUGAUUUUGGCACAUGGCUCCCUUGCAGGACUCCCAGAGUUUUGUGAAAUUGUCCAAAUGGUUGUUGUGCUAGACGGAUUAUGUUUUAUUGUCAGGAAGCUGAAGGCGUGGUACUUUGAACACUACAGAUCAUUUAUUUUGGAAAAGUCUUUGAAUUCAGAAGUGUUGCUUGUAGAGCCUCAUGAAUUAAGGGAUGUGUACCCACUUGCAGAUUACUGUGUUUCAGGGAUGCAUCUUACAACAGUUAAGAGAUACAUACAUGGUUAGAUUGUCACAAUGGCUUGCACAAAGAACAUAGGGCUUCGAGUACUUUUUGGAAAAGAUGAUGCACACAAAAUGUUCAUUCCUAAUGGCUUGCCUGCAUCCCUGGAUGAUAUGCUUGAGAAAAUCAAUGCAGAAUUUCUCCGCAUCACAACAGUCCCCCUUCAGAUUCGAUUCUUUGCAGAAUUAGACAGACUUUCCACAAAUCUUGUAAAAGUUAUCAGAGGCAGAGGUGGAGCCAUUCGUUUCAAAACUAGCCUAUAUGUGUUGGCAUUUGAUGAGACUAGUGACAUAAAUAUAAGGAGAGAGUGUAUCCUUAGAUCCAUCAUUCUCUACCUUGGUGAGGAUGACAAAAACCUGAUAAAAGACUACAUGGAUAUACAAGAUGAGCAGGAAUCAGAUGACCUCUCUAAACAGACAAUGGCCAUCUUUGUGAAACGAAAACCAUGUGAGAGACCCUUUGAAAUGCCAGAUGACGUGGGAAUCGUCAUAGAAGGAAAUGUGGUGUUGAAUAAUUUAAAAUCAGUUGCAUCUGCCUUUUCUUUUCUUUUUGGCCUAAUGUAUUGUUUAAACCUCAGCUACCCACGAGAUUUAAAAUACACAUUUGAGAUGAUACAAAAGUUUUUAUGGACCUUGAAGGUCAGAAAAAGUCCAGCAAGGUGCACAAUCUUUAUGUGAAGUUGCUACAAACAGAGUAAGCAUUUGGGUGGGAGGACAAGUAAUUUAUUAUAAUUAUUUGGCUGAAAUAUUUUUGAUAUCAAGGACCGAUGGUUUAACAUUAUGUAGCAUCUACACUGUUUUGGUUUGUCUGAAGUCUUUAUUAUCCAAGCUUUUCUUCUCUAGGUUGCUGAUUAAUUUUUAUUUGUUGUGACUCAGCAAAGGAAAAAAAUGGCAUUGAUAAAUUGAUUAUUAAAAACAAGAAGUUAUCAGU